This is a messenger RNA of Exophiala spinifera, 2136 nucleotides long. RefSeq lists its product as uncharacterized. Bases 1 to 2136 code for a protein of 711 amino acids. Lineage: Eukaryota; Fungi; Ascomycota; Eurotiomycetes; Chaetothyriales; Herpotrichiellaceae. The record is from RefSeq and is a predicted model, not a curated record. The transcript has a single exon. Gene Ontology annotation, cellular component: endoplasmic reticulum. Gene Ontology annotation, molecular function: phosphatidylinositol-4-phosphate phosphatase activity. Gene Ontology annotation, biological process: phosphatidylinositol dephosphorylation.
AUGGCUAAUCUGCUGCCCUUCCGCGAUAUCAACGUCCACGCUUCUACGAGCCACUAUGCGUUUACCUCGCCUUCCACUCCCUCCGCGCCAACCUUGGUGGUAGAAAGGCCCUCUGGGGACAUCAGACUCAACGAUGGAUCUCUCCUGGGUGCAAAACGGGUCUCCAGCAUUGCUGGUAUCCUAGGCAUCGUCAAGCUCAAGCUGGACAAAUAUGUCAUUGUCAUUACCAAGGCGCAGCCCAUGGGGAGGCUACGAGGACAUAUGAUCUACAAGGUCGUGGCUACAGAGUUUCUUCCUCUGCGCGAGCGCCGUGUUCACGACCCUGACGAAGAUACCUACCUUUCCUAUCUCAAGAAUCUGCUCGCGACUGGGCCCAUGUACUUUUCGUACUCUCUCGAUGUCACCUCCACCUUCCAGCGUCAAUCUCAGUCCGAUCUUUCACAGCCUCUCUGGAAAAGGGCAGACGACCGGUUCUUCUGGAACCGUUUCAUCCAGACUGAUCUGAUUGAUUUUCGGACUGGAGGUGGCACUUCAGCGGAUGUGAAAAGUCAGCAACAGCCCGGGACCGACCCUUAUAUUCUCCCUGUCAUGUUCGGCAUGUUGGAGAUCAAGCCAGCGAAGAUUAAAUCCAUCAAUUUUACCUUCGCUCUUAUCACCAGGAGAUCAAGGUUCAGGGCGGGUACGAGGUACCUCUCGAGGGGCAUAGACCAGCAAGGCCAUGUUUCCAACUUCAAUGAGACGGAACAGAUUGUGGUGUUGAACGAUGUCUCAAGCCAGCCAACCGGCUACGCUGGGGGCCAAGGGAUGCAGAAUGGCAAAGUUGGAGCUUCAGUAGCAGAGACACAAAUCUUGUCCUAUGUUCAGACACGUGGCAGUGUACCAGUUUACUGGACCGAGAUCAAUGAUCUCCGAUAUACACCGAAGCUCGUGGUAGAUGGGGUCGAAAAUGCUGUUGAUGCAGCUCGGAAGCACUUUGAUGAACAGAUCAGAACAUAUGGCGAGAAUUACUUAGUCAACCUGGUGAAUGCUCGGGGAAGAGAGGAACGGGUGAAGAAGGCUUACGAACAAAUGGUGCGCAUUCUGGUGAAGUCUCCUGAUGAGACCAUUGAACCAGGCCGACAAACCGACGAAAGGUUUCAUGAGAUCAAUCCCAGUCAACAACGUCAACGUAUGGACAAAUUGCACUAUGUCUAUUUCGACUUCCACAAUGAGACGAAGGGCUUGAGGUGGCACCGAGCUGAGCUCCUCCUUGAUGAGCUUCUGGAUGGCUUGAGGAAAGGACAGUACUUCCGUGGUGUUGAGAUGCCGGGAAAUCCUUCAGGUGCUUUGGAGAUAAGGUCGCUGCAGACCGCCGUGGUCCGCACGAACUGUAUGGACUGUCUCGACAGGACCAAUGUUGUUCAGAGCAUGCUGGGGAGAUGGGCUAUAACCCAGCAGUUCCAAGACUUGGGUCUCCUACAACCAGGCGAAAGAGCUGAUGAUGAUCCAUCUUUCGAAUUCAUGUUUCGCAACAUCUGGGCAGACAACGCAGAUGUGGUUUCAAAGUCUUACUCUGGCACAGGGGCGUUGAAGACAGACUUCACCCGCACAGGCAAGCGCACAAAAGCGGGCAUGCUUCAAGAUCUCAACAACUCCACUACUCGGUACGUCCGAAACAACUUCCUGGACGGACCUAGACAAGACGGCUUCGACUUGUUCCUUGGAGCGUAUCUACCCUCGACACACGGUGUCGGAUCUUCAUUGAUGUUCAAAGACCAACGACCGCUCGUCGUACAAGCGGUACCCUAUCUUUUGGCAGCUUCGCUGUUCAUUAUUCUGAUAUCUGUGCUCACACGACAGCCACCGGAGGCCGCGGUCUGGCCUCUACGCAUACUUGUCAUCUUGUGUCUAGUAAUUGCGGGUUGGUGCUUUCGAUUUGUAUACUCACACGGUUUGCUCUACGUCAAUUGGCCCAAAUUGAACACCCCACAGUUUGCUCUUGACGGAUACAAUGCUGCUCUCAUGCGCGCUCACAGAGAUCCGGUGAUUGGACCCAUCAUCGCAGCAGAGAGUGGCAAGGUUAGGACUGCGCGCAAAAUGAGCACCACAAACAUGAAUAUGGGCUACAUGGAAGAAGGCAAGAAGAGAACUGAAUAA